AAACAAAGCAGACGGUGGGAAGGUGUACAAGAGCUGUAGUUGUUUGGGAAGACGUGUCACACUUCGAGUCAACGUUUUUCUAAUUAAUAACACAGUAUAUAAAAAUGUUAUGUGGCAAAUGUUGUCAGUCCACAGUUAGAAUAUGUGGGGCGUGUGGAAUAGCAUUGCACAGUUCGAAGAAAACAAUUUUCUUGUCGUCACUCAGGAACUUAACAGUAACUAAAAUAUUAAAAGACGCCAAACCAAGUACAGCAAGUGGUCGCAAAAAUCCUCUUUGGCGCAAACAUCAGUUCAGCAUCCAGAAGGGACCCGGCUUAAAGGAUUUUUUGCAAGGAGACCUGCCAAGUGAUGCACAUAGAGUAGCAAUUACGGAACUCCCAUACGUUGCCACAGAACAUUUCAGUGGACAUGGAAGGAAGGUAUACUUUGAUGUCUAUGGAUGCCAGAUGAAUGUGAAUGACACUGAAAUAAUUUGGUCAGUUCUAAAGGAUGUUGGAUUUACAAAAACAGAUAGUCUCACAGAUGCAGAUGUAGUCCUUGUAGUUACGUGUUCCAUCCGUGAAGGAGCUGAAACUAAGAUCUGGAAUAAAUUACAAUACCUAAAAGGUAUUAAUAAUACAAGAAUGAAAACGAAGGAGAAACCACCAAUGAAAAUAGGAAUACUAGGUUGUAUGGCAGAACGACUGAAGUUCAAACUUUUGGAGCGUGAACAGUGUGUUGAUAUCAUUGCCGGUCCAGACAGUUACCGUGACCUUCCAAGGUUAUUGGCAGUUACUGAUACUGGACAAGCUGCAGUGAAUGUGCUGCUGUCAUUAGAUGAAACAUAUGCAGAUAUAAUGCCAGUUCGCCUUAAUCAAGAUGCAGUAACAGCUUUUGUAUCUAUAAUGCGUGGCUGUGACAAUAUGUGUACUUACUGUAUUGUUCCUUUCACAAGAGGAAGAGAACGGUCACGGCCAGUGGAUUCCAUAUUGGCUGAAGUGCGACAGUUAUCAGAACAGGGUAUCAAAGAAGUGACCCUCCUGGGUCAGAAUGUGAACAGCUACCGUGAUAUGUCAGCAAUUGAUCAUUAUGGUGGUAUACCUGAUGAAGAAACACACCUUGCAAAGGGGUUUCGCACAGUCUACAAGAACAAGAGAGGAGGGCUCAGGUUUGCCGAUCUGCUGGACAAGAUUUCUCUCGUUAAUCCUGAAAUGAGAAUACGAUUUACUUCUCCACAUCCCAAGGAUUUUCCUGAUGAGGUUCUGCAAUUAAUUCACGAGCGACCAAACAUUUGUCGCAAUCUGCAUCUUCCUGCACAGAGUGGAAGCACGAAAGUUCUAGAACGCAUGCGACGUGGCUACUCUCGUGAAGCCUACCUUGAACUAGUGAAUCAUGUUCGUCAAAUGGUUCCAGGAGUUGCACUAUCCAGUGAUUUUAUUUGUGGCUUUUGUGGUGAGACAGAAGAAGAAUUUCAAGAAACUCUUGAUCUGAUCAAAAGAGUGAAAUACAAUACAGCUUUCCUGUUUCCAUACAGCAUGAGAGAGAAAACGACUGCUCAUCGAAGGUUUGAUGAUGACGUACCAUCAGAAGUAAAACAAAGACGACUGAUUGAAAUGGUUUCUGCAUUUCGUGAUGAGGUUUACAAAUUAAACCAAGAGAAAAUUGGACAAGUUGAGCUUGUUUUAGUGGAAGGUCCAAGUAAGAGGUCAGUGAAGAAUUUAGCUGGAAGGAAUGAUGGAAAUGUCAAAGUCAUCUUUCCUGCUACAGAAAUCCCUCAAAGCAAGAUGUCAUCACAGAGGAAACAGGUUGCGCCUGGUGACUAUGUUGCAGUUUUGAUAGAAGAAGCUAGUUCUCAGGUCCUCAAAGGUCAUCCAUUGUAUCAUUCAUCAUUAGUUAAUCAUCUGCGUGACAGUAGAGAGAAUACACAGAGAAAUACAGGCAUGGCUUAAAAGGAGAUCAAUGUUUUUCAGGUUUUGGAGGGAGAAAACAGAAAUUUGCAGUACAAGUUAUUUAACAAAGAGUGUGAGACCUGAUGUGAUAGGAUCUGAAGUGAACCUCAGCUGGGUACCAUAAUAAGAUGAUGACUUUUUGAGAUAAUGAGUUAUGCUUACAGUAAACAGAAGAGAAAAAAUUAUUGUGAAAGUGCAAACUCAAAUGUCAACUAAAUGAAAUAUGACUGCUGAUGAACUUUCUACAGAUAAAUAGCAGAUUGGAAUGAUAAUUAAUUUUCAUAGUUAAUACUUUUGCUCACUUCACCUCGAGUUUUUGUUUCUGUGUCUUGAACAUUAUUUUUGAGAAAAUAAGUAAAUGGUUUUAUCAGAA
Molecule: messenger RNA, 2301 nt
Organism: Schistocerca nitens (vagrant locust)
Lineage: Eukaryota; Metazoa; Arthropoda; Insecta; Orthoptera; Acrididae
Product: CDK5RAP1-like protein
Exons: 11
Coding region: 105-1928 (607 amino acids)
Biological process (GO): tRNA modification; negative regulation of cyclin-dependent protein serine/threonine kinase activity
Cellular component (GO): cytosol; mitochondrion
Molecular function (GO): tRNA-2-methylthio-N(6)-dimethylallyladenosine(37) synthase activity; 4 iron, 4 sulfur cluster binding
Source: RefSeq, a predicted model, not a curated record